AUGAUUCUGCACUCUGUUCCAAUAAUGCUAUCGUCCUCCGGAAGCUCUCUCUUGUGGCGGAACGGUACACACGCACCUCCGCCUUCCUUCAAAGCUCUCAGCUUUCCCUUCUCUCCCAGUUUAGUGGUUGGUUACAGAACCACAGUUUCUCCUCUUUCUUGUUCAGCUGAUAUUGCCCUGGGGCAGAGCCAGCCUGCCCCUGUUCUCAAUGCUUGGUCGGAGUUCGCUCAAAAUGUGUCUGGCGAAUGGGACGGUUUCGGAGCAGAUUUCUCUUGCGAAGGGCAACCGCUGGAAUUACCUGAGUCAGUGGUUCCAGAAGCCUAUAGAGAAUGGGAAGUGAAGGUGUUCGAUUGGCAGACGCAGUGUCCCACUCUUGCCCAACCCCACGCGCAGACCUUUCUUUACAAGUCCAUCAAACUCCUCCCCACCGUUGGAUGCGAAGCUGAUGCUGCCACCCGUUACAGCAUAGACCAGAGGAGCAUUGGCCCAAGCACCACCUUAUCAUUUUCUUAUUCUGACUCUGGCUCCUAUGUCGCUGUGUGGCGUCUGGGGAACAACCAGCUAGAGGUCGAGCAUUGCCUUGUUAAUCCAAACGACAAGGAGUCCCGUGUCAGGAUUUUUCAGGUUGUUCGGUUAGCAGAGGCCAAAAUGUUGUUGCAGAGUGUCAAAGUUUUCCGUGAGUUGUGGUAUGGUCCAUUCAGAGAUGGCGAUCAGCUCGGAGGUUGUGCCAUACGUAGCUCCGGUUUUGCUUCUACACCUACCACAGCAGCUUCAGUGGUAGCUGGUUCUUGGAGAGCUGUACUUGCUUCCACUAGUUUUCUCGCCUCUUCUGAUUCCGGUUGCAUUCAACAGGUUACUGGUGAGAAGGUGAUUGAGAUUGUGCGAGAAGAAAAGGAUCUUUUAUUGCUUCCUCAAGACCUGUGGUGCUCACUCCAAGAAAGCAAAGAUGGCGAGAGAUUGUUUUCUGUAGGAUGGUUGUUUGAACCAGGUCAUGCUAUCACAUCUACCUGUAUCUUCUCCAGCCAUUCUAAGCUAAAGGAGGUAACAAUGGGAAAAGAGACUGCCCUCACAGAUUUAUAAUAAGCUUCAGUAAUCCUCUAUAGGUUGUCUCAAUAUAACAAUAAUCUCAUGACUCCAUGUAUGAUGUUGGUUCAGUAUAUCUGUUAAUACAUAUUAGUACACGCAGAGCCCUUGUUGGUUCUAUAAUUACUGGGAAGGAUCCAGACUAUAGAAACCAUAUUUCUGCCAAGCUUUGUAGCUUUUGCAUCUCAUGCCUCAGUUCCGUAAACAAGAAAGGAUUCACACACACCUGUGUGUAGACUGUCAGUUUGGGAAAGAAUUUACCUAGAAAAACGUCAGACUGCUGCUUAUAUUAGCCACUAAGAGAUGGCAUUGUUCAUGAGGCUCAUGUUUAUGCUUUUCCUCAUUGUUCGUCCUACAAUGCCCUUCUGCAUCAUCGGUACAAACUCACCGUAAUCA
Messenger RNA from Eruca vesicaria subsp. sativa (arugula), 1479 nucleotides. The record is from the annotation of a GenBank genome assembly. NCBI's taxonomy places the organism in Eukaryota, Viridiplantae, Streptophyta, Magnoliopsida, Brassicales, Brassicaceae.